This is a messenger RNA of Dreissena polymorpha, 2913 nucleotides long. RefSeq lists its product as uncharacterized. The transcript has 6 exons. The coding region runs from base 112 to 2430 and encodes 772 amino acids. The record is from RefSeq and is a predicted model, not a curated record. Lineage: Eukaryota; Metazoa; Mollusca; Bivalvia; Myida; Dreissenidae.
GUUCAUUGCUUUUCUACGCGUAAACAUCCGGGAUGGACACGUAUAAAACGAUGUUCACAAUUCAUAAACAAUAUUGGUUAAACAACAAGCAGAAACUUCGGAAGGAAUACUAUGAAGACUGGAACAUGUGUAUUGGUGUUGGUGACGCUCGCUUUGGUGACCUUGACAGAAGGGCGUCGUAAACCACCGAACAAAGGUAAAUGUGGAAAAGACAGAUGCAGGCCGAUGAGGUGGUGCAGAGGUGCAUAUGUACCAAGCGGACAAUGUUGCCCCGUGUGCCCAUCAGAUAAAUGUAGAUUUGUACGUUGUAAGCCAGUUAAGUGCAAAAAUGCGUACAUUCCACCUGACCAAUGCUGUUCAGUCUGCCCUAAAGACCCGCCGUGUGAUAAAAGUUUCAAAACACCGUGGUAUGAAGAGUACAAAUCAUCCAGAAUCCCAGCGAACCGAACGCUGGUCGGCGACUGUACCUAUGACGUAGGAACCUGCCCCGCCGGGACAUGUCGAUACACCAUAUAUCGCCCUAAAACCUGCCCCGAUGAUGGAAUCAUAUGUCCCGUCGAGGAAAUUCGCAGCGUUGACUGCGGGAUGUUUGGGAAUAAAGAGGUAUCCUACGUCACCGGCUGUGCAUGCUGCAAAGAUAACGGUAUAACAGUUGUCGGAACUGUGAAGGACUUCUCGACUAUGGCACCACUUUCUGGCAUGUCCGUCAGUAUCGAUAUGAAUGGGACAGGUGUCUCCGACGGCACGGGUUUGUUUAAGGCCUCAAUACCAGCCGCAACACAGGUCGUGAUACAAGUGACAGACCCAUCGGGAAAGUACAUAGCGGCUGUUAAAGUGAGUGAUCUUCCUGCGACAUACAGAGGUACACUAUACGUAGAAAUCAAAAUGAUCAAAGCGGCUGCCCCGGUAACUGUUAACCCAAGUGUGGACAACACACUUUCAAUUUCGGCUGACCCUCAAAAUUUAGAUCAGGGUGUUGCUCAGCUUUUUAUCUCAGCCAACUCUAUCACCGAUAUGGCAGGAAAUCUCUACAGCCAGUCAGUACAAAUAAGUAUUACGGCACCUAGUGUCAAUGACUCGUUAACUGAUGAAAUCGGUCAGUUUCUUACCAUUGAUGGGGCACCUCUACUCUCGGAUGGUAUUCUCAACGUCAAUCUAAGAACAGAAUCAGGUGAUCCAUUGACCAGUCAAGUCGUGUUCACCGUACGACAGGGAAUGGCUCUUUGGCUACUAGAUGAAGCUACAGGACAAUGGAUAUUAGCUCCAACAAUAAAUGUUAAUCGUCGAAAACGACAGAUAAGUCUGACUGAUGAUUUGCUGACACAGAUCAACACUGGAAACUGGUAUAACAUUGACAAGAUCCCGGGAGUACCCAGUUGCUACUUUAAAGCGAAAGUCUUUUACGUGAACCCAGCUGAUGCUUCCAAUCCAGCCACAUUCACUCCAGGGGUCGUUGCAUAUACGCCAAACAACGAACGACUGAGACUCUAUUUCCCAUACACCAGCGAUCUUAAUAACACGUGCUUUGAGGUUCGAUGCAUUGACUUUAAUCCAGCUAAUCCAAAUAAUGUCCUUGCCGGGCUCAUUAAUCUAACAUCAUCGGAAACAGUUUCGAUUGGUGGGAUCAUUAUUCCAGUAACAACGAACUUAAAACCAAAACAACUGUCGCAGUACUCCCCAGCGAUAGCAGCGGCGCAUACUGCUAUAAAUUACAAAGUCUUACCUAACGAAAAAGAUAUCUUUAUCAAUUUUAUUUCCAAUUCAAAUGGUGGAUUUUACAAAGACUUAUCAACCUGCCAGAACUCGAAUAUCAACCAGCCAGCGUUCCAUUUCAUCAAGCCCAGCCUCCCUGCAUAUGAGCCCAUACCAGAUGGCACAAAUAUUUGUACUGCACGAAUACAUUUCACUGCCGGGUACAAUUUUUUUUCGUCCACAAUUGAUGACCUUCCGAACAUGCCUGCCAUCACAGCAACAAGUGUAUGGUCCACGGCGGGGUCUAAGUACUACUUCACCUACUCCACUACGAUCCAGAAGGCCAAUGACGGCUUGCAAGAUUUCUACUACGCCUGUAUUCAGUACCGAUGUAGCAAAGUUUCGGAGAACACGGACGUCCUUUUGAAUAUCGAUAUUCCAACAAUUGAAUAUUUUAACAACGUCACAAACAAAUUGACGGAAAAACCGGCGUUCCGUUGCUCUGGACGCUGCGGCGGAAAUCUGUGCGACGAUAAUGGGCGUGUUUACCAGUCAGGCAUUGAAGGCGCUUUCACUGCUCCGGAACUCGUGGGUGGACAAAACGGCCCUGACUAUUAUGUUGAAACUAUUCUGACGGAUUGUUCCACUAGGAACUCAACUGAAGCGUUUGCCUACUCUUUUUACUGCUAUCGCAGAGGUGAAGGUGGAGAUAAUAUUGAAAUAUUUAAUGAAUAUUGAACAUUGAAACAUUUGUUUACUCAUUCUGCUGCUAGUUUUCCUUUCGCUGAGGUGGAGAGGACUUUUACACUUUACCUUUCAUUGCAUCGAAUUAUUCUAACAACAGACCACGAUCACCAUUUGUGAUAUUGGGUUUAGGGAACGGGAUCACAUACACAAACUGUUGGAUGUCUUUAUUAUAACAGUACAUUAUACACAUUUUGGUAAAACGUAUGCAUAUAGUAUAUUCAAUCGUUACAUUACAAAAAUUGUUAUUAUCCUUCGUUUCUGACACGUUCUAAAUACCGUAUCUUCAAUUAUUUUUCCAAUGUCAAAGAUUUUUUUUAAAUUUCAUUUAGGCUAGCUUAUUUUAUUUAUUUUGGUCUUUUUUUAAUUUCUCAGUCAUUUUUAACAAACAAACAAGAGACAACGUAAAUAAAACGAAGUUAAGGAGACAUUCUUGUAUUUAAGUUUACUAAAUAAACCAAAUAUAGAUCAUUUUAA